Penicillium samsonianum is the source of this 1980-nucleotide messenger RNA. RefSeq names its product alkaline phosphatase. Lineage: Eukaryota; Fungi; Ascomycota; Eurotiomycetes; Eurotiales; Aspergillaceae. Bases 1 to 1980 code for a protein of 659 amino acids. The record is from RefSeq and is a predicted model, not a curated record. Gene Ontology annotation, biological process: dephosphorylation. Gene Ontology annotation, molecular function: alkaline phosphatase activity. The transcript has 3 exons.
AUGCGGGCCUCUUCGAUCUCCGCGCUGGCAUGUUUUCUCGCCUUCACGGCAGCCCAGACCUUCCAGCGGUUGGGUGGUUGUCCUGACUUGGGAUGUAUCUUCCCACCGGAUCAGGUCGACUUCCUAGCGGGUCAAUACUUUGACAUCCGCCUCGAAGUACACUCCCCCGUCAAUGGUUCUGAAGCGCGUAUUGGAGAGCCAGACGAAAACUUUACCUUCACAAUCGCCAAGAAGGGUAAUGGCAAGGGCAAAGCUCCUGUCACUGCAACGGAAUACUUUAAAAUUGAGGAACCUGAGCUAGAGAAGUGGGACUUCACAUGGUUUGAAGAUCGGUUCGCCCAGGACGCAGAUAAACCUUCCCUGGUCAAUGUGACCUCGAAGAUCUAUAGAAGAAUCGCCCUUUACGAGCCCGGCGAAUACGAGGCCACACUGACCUAUUACGGGGAACAAAAGACAGUUGCCAACUGGUUUGUUCGUGAUCUCCCUACCAAGCGGCGCGCGAAGAACGUCGUCAUGUUCAUCGGUGAUGGCAUGACAACCAACAUGAUCACUGCAGCACGUCUCAUUGCCCACCGCAGCAUCAACGGCAAAUACAUGACAAAAAUGGCAUUGGACAAGUUCCCCGUGCUGGGCCACCAGAUGACACACUCCAUGGACUCGUUCAUUACCGAUUCAGCCAACUCCGCGACGGCCCUUUACACCGGUCACAAGACUACCGUCAAUGCUUUGGGUGUCUAUGUUGACUCCUCCAGCGACGCUUUCGAUGACCCGAAAUUCGAGACAAUCGCAGAAAUCUUCCGCCGUCAGCACCCGAAGGCCGGUGUUGGCAUUGUGUCAACUGCGUUUUUGGCAGAUGCUACCCCUGCCGGAUUGGCUGCUCACACUAGCGACCGUGGCGAAUAUGACCAUGUCAUCGGCUCAUACUACGCAGGUGGUCUGACCGACUACGAGUGGACAAACUGGGACGGCCCCGAUGUGCUCCUUGGUGCUGGUGCAGAGGACUUCCUCGAGAGCGAGGAAAAGCGUGAUUACUACAAGCUCUUCGCCGAAAAGGGUUACAACGUGGCCUGGAACAACACCGCGCUACACAGCGCCCCAAGCGACGAGAAGCUGCUUGGUGUUUUCCAGAAAUCCAACCUCGCUACUUGGCUUGAUCGUAACGUCUACCAGUCCAACCUUUACAACCAGAGCAACUAUCCCGAUGGCUCAGGCCGCGACGCAGAUGAUUUGCCCGGACUCAAGGAUAUGACUCUCAAGGCGAUCGACGUGCUCGACAAGCGCCACCGCAAGGAUGGCUGGUUCCUGAUGUCCGAGGCCGCCAGCAUCGACAAGCAGAUGCACACUCUGGACUACGACCGAUCCCUGGGCGAGCUUCUCGAGCUCGACGAUACCGUGCGCGCUACUAUCGAGAAGCUCGAGAAGCUGGGCCAGCUUGAAGACACCCUCAUCGUCGUCACAGCCGACCACGGCCACGGCUUCGACGUCACCGGCUCGGUCGACACGGAGUACAUGGAAGCGCAGACGGACGACCGCAGCAAGCGCAACGCGGUCGGAUAUUAUGAAAACUCUGGCCUGUCACAAUACACCGUCGCCGGGUCCAACGCCUUGCGGUACAAUGAAGGCGUCCACUUCCCUGCCCAAUGGGACCCGAGAUACACACUGCACGCCGGUGUUGGUGCCUUCCCUGACCACCGCGAGGAUUAUCGCGUUCACAGCGGAGGUCCCCGCAAACCUGCUGUGGAGAACAAGAAGAAGGAGUACGUUGCUAACUACAAGGAUGCGGUGACUGGUUUCCUGGUCAAUGGAACCAUCCCCCUUGAUGCGGGGCAGGGUGUCCACUCGUUGACGGAUGUGCCUGUCUUUGCGCGCGGCCCGUGUCAGGAGCUGUUUGGAGGUGUGUAUAGCUCGAUUGACAUAUUUUUCAACAUGGCGGAAUGUCUGGGGUUGUCGGAGACAAAGCGAAAUGGCAAGCAUAAUUAG